Molecule: messenger RNA, 894 nt
Organism: Neolamprologus brichardi
Lineage: Eukaryota; Metazoa; Chordata; Actinopteri; Cichliformes; Cichlidae
Source: RefSeq, a predicted model, not a curated record
UCUACCGUUUUGGGGGAUGUAAUGGGGGUGAGGGAGGGGGGCGUACAGCCCAACCAAGUGCACUGGAAGUCUGUCAAAAGAGGGUUUGAGUUCACAUUAAUGGUUGUAGGUGAGUCUGGUCUCGGGAAAUCGACUCUCAUCAACUCCCUUUUCCUGACUGACCUCUACUCUAAGGACUGCCCUGGCCCCUCCUGCAGGAUUAAAAUGUCAUACCUCUCAUCGCAAAGGCUGACACACUCACCCCAGAAGAGUGCCAUCUUUAAAAAAAAAAAAAAAAAACAGAUUAUGAAGAAAAUACAGGAACACAAAAUUAAAAUCUAUGAGUUUCCUGAUGUAGAUGAGGAUGACGACAAUAAGCUGGUCCGGAAGAUCAAGGAAAAAAUGCCGCUGGCAGUGGUCGGCAGCAAUGUCGUGAUCGAAGUGAACAGCAAGAAGGUCAGAGGUUGUCAGUACCCAUGGGGUGUGGCAGAAGUCGAGAAUGUGGAACAAUUCGACUUCACUGUGCUGCGCAACAUGCUGAUCAGGACCCAUAUGCAGGAUCUGAAGGACGUCACCAACAACAUCAACUACAAGAACUACCGCAGUAAGAAAAUUGCUUCACGAUGAUCGAGUGACCACAAACCACGGUUCCCAGCAUCGCUCAGCAGAACCUAGAGGGCUACGUGGGCUUUGCCAGCCUCCCAAACCAAGUACACCGAAAAUCUAGUCUUGACAACAAAGGAUAAAAAGACGGUCCUUCUUAAACUACACAAACAAUUUGGACAUGCAUCAGUUGACAGACUGCAAAAACUUCUGUCUUGCUCAGGCAAUAGUGAUGAUGAAAGCAUUACAAUCCUGAAGAAUAUUAUAAAAAACUGUAAAACAUGCAUCCGAUACGGUAAACCAAAACAUAAG